Messenger RNA from Selaginella moellendorffii, 1104 nucleotides. RefSeq names its product expansin-A10. Gene Ontology annotation, biological process: plant-type cell wall organization. Gene Ontology annotation, cellular component: extracellular region. The transcript is spliced from 5 exons. Bases 1 to 1104 code for a protein of 367 amino acids. Lineage: Eukaryota; Viridiplantae; Streptophyta; Lycopodiopsida; Selaginellales; Selaginellaceae. The record is from RefSeq and is a predicted model, not a curated record.
AUGGUCCAAAGGUUGUUGGUGUUCGUAAACUGGAAUCGAGACGGGGACCACCUACUUUGGAAGAAGGGAGAGAAAGGUGGCGUGUACUUGUGGCUAUGGCGAGCCCAAGCGUUUAAUUUCAGCCUGCCUAGACUUGUGGACGAAAAUUCGGCUGCACCUCCGCGCUACAGCCUUCGUUUGGAUUGCAACUGGGGAGCGAAUUUGUUUGAUUUGCUUGCUCUCUACUACAAAAUGCAUCCCCAGCUUUCUGGAUUGGAGAGAUUCCCCAUACUUUUCUCCACAGGACUGGAUGAAAUCGCGUCGGUUUAUGGGAGAUCGAGGAUUGACAGAUUUGCUGUUCCGUUAGCCCCAGAGUUUGCGACAACCGUUGUGGUGCUGUUUUUGAGCCCUGAAGUUGGAGCUCAAGAUUAUGGAUCAUGGCAAGAUGCUCACGCAACGUUUUAUGGAGGAAGUGAUGCCUCUGGAACCAUGGGAGGAGCUUGUGGAUAUGGGAACCUCUACCUCCAAGGCUAUGGAGUAAGCACAGCAGCACUGAGCACUGCCCUGUUCAAUGAAGGCUGGUCGUGCGGCUCUUGCUUCGAAUUGAAAUGCAAUGCCGAGGCCGACCCGGAAUGGUGCUUGCCCGGCAACCCAUCCAUCGUGGUCACGGCCACAAACUUUUGCCCUCCAAACUUUGCUCUCCCAAGCGACAACGGAGGCUGGUGUAAUCCCCCGCGCGAGCACUUUGAUCUCUCACAGCCUGCAUUUGAGCUGAUUGCCAAGUACAGAGGUGGCAUUGUUCCUGUUCAGUACAGAAGGGUACCUUGUGAAAGGGAAGGAGGCAUUCAUUUCUCUAUCAAUGGCCAUGCCUAUUUCAUGCUGGUGCUGGUGUGGAAUGUGGGUGGAGCCGGGGAUGUCCACGCUGUGGCUGUCAUGGGAUCGAGAACCAGGAGGUGGCAGCCUUUGGUGAGAAACUGGGGGCAGAAUUGGCAAUCGCCAGAUGUUCUUCUUGGCCAGUCCCUCUCUUUCAUGGUAACCACGAGCAACGGUGACACUGUUACCGAUUAUGAUGUUGCGCCUCAAGAUUGGAAGUUUGGGCAAACGUUUGUAGGAAACAAAAAUUGA